Folsomia candida is the source of this 930-nucleotide messenger RNA. RefSeq names its product cold shock protein 2-like. The transcript has 4 exons. The coding region runs from base 80 to 514 and encodes 144 amino acids. The record is from RefSeq and is a predicted model, not a curated record. Gene Ontology annotation, molecular function: zinc ion binding; nucleic acid binding. NCBI's taxonomy places the organism in Eukaryota, Metazoa, Arthropoda, Collembola, Entomobryomorpha, Isotomidae.
AAUUUUCUCCAACAGAUCCGAAUUCUUGUUUCUUGUGUUCGCGUUUUUCUUCGUCUUUUGGUUUGCUGUCUUCGUGAAGAUGAAAAACCAACAGAAUAGCUACUUCCAACUCCCAACCGGUUUGCUUCCCGGUCAGGGAUAUACCCUGAAGGUGGACACGGUGGGGUGGAGCGGAAGAACGGCACCAGCCGGUAGUCGAGGUGGAUUUAGUGGAGGUCGUGGUGGAGGAGGAGGAGCAGCACCAGCCGGUGGUCGAGGUGGAUUUAGUGGAGGUCGUGGUGGUCGAGUUAAUAAACCCGAAAAACGUAAGUGUAUCUUGUGUCGAGAGAGAGGACACAUUGCAGUGAAUUGUCCAUAUCCAAAAGAUGAGGCAGAUUCCAAACGCGCUGCCGCUACCGCUGCAGCAGCUACUUUUUCUGCUACUGCUGAGUCUGCUACGUACGCUCUUCCCGCAUUUGCGGGAUGGAAACCAGGGUUCAUCAUGCCUGCAGUACCAGCCCCGCCAACUAACUAACCUUCUCCAAUGAAUGUAUAAAUUAUUAGAUUGUCCAGAAAAACUUUCUGUUAUUAAUGAUUGCUUUUAUUCCUUACCAUUAUUUUUAAAAGUUUGACUUUUCAUUAAAAGCAAACUAAUAACAAUUUCAGUUCUCAAGUUGAUGGGAUAUUCUAGACUGGCAUAGUGUGUGACAUUUUAUUUUUUCAACGUAGCAGUGUAUAGGUUAAAUGGCUUUAUAGUGCAAAGUAUUGUGGUCAAACAUUGUCUACACCUCUCUAAGGUUCAGGGAGAUGAAAGCCUUGUCGAAGCAUAUCAAAUUAAUGUACCUCCUUCAAUUCUUAUAGAUUACGUGUACAUAUAUCAAGAAAAUUAUCAGUAUCAUUAUUAAUCGUACCUUGUAAAACUAAAAUCUACAAAAAUAAAGGCAUAAAUAG